GUAACGGUAAGACGAGCGGCGGCGGCCGGGCAGAGCGCGGCGGGAUGGCGCUGAACUCGGUCUGUGUGCGGCUGCUCACGCUGUGCGUUUGUGUCGUGCUGACCUCUGCGAUGUUGUCUCACGUUGAGAAAUACGAGGUGGUCCGACCUCAGAGACUUCAGGGGAGACAGAGGAGGAGUCUGCGGGACAACCAGCUGUAUCCUGAUACGGUUCAGUACGAGUUCACCAUUGAGGGCACAAACCACACAAUUUAUCUGGAAAAAAACAGGAAUCUUAUUGGGAAAGGCUACACUGAAACACAUUAUUCAGAAGAUGGAAAACGGGUGACGACAUCGCCAAACGAGGAUCACUGCUUCUAUCACGGUCACGUUGCAGGCAUGAAGGACUCUGCGGUCAGUGUCGGGAUUUGUUCGGGCAUUAGUGGUUUUGUGAGAACCCGGCAGCAGGUGUACCUGAUUGAGCCUCUGGGUCAGUCUGACGAUGGCGACCAUGCGGUCUACAGACGGGAGCACCUGAAGAUCAGCAGCAGUCUCGGCUGUGGCUCAUCGUCCAACACCACCACGCUGUACGACCAGGAGCAGACGCCUCGGCUUUCUGGUCUCUUCAGGUCUAGAUCAUGGAAAACUAAACCCAUCGUAGGUCCACAGAGGUUUGUCGAGCUGUUUGUGGUGGUGGACAAUACUGAGUACAAGCGAUACGGAAGCAAGACUAGUUCCCGUGUUCUUGGAGUUAUAAAUCACGUUGACAAGCUGUAUCGACCUCUGAACAUCCGCGUCAUGCUGGUGGGCUUGGAGAUUUGGACGGACAAAGACCACAUUAACGUUGACUUAAAAUCGGAGACUACCCUGGACAAUUUCCUCCUGUGGCGGCAGGCCGAUCUUCUGCAGAGGACGAAGCAUGACAAUGCCCAAUUUGUGACUGGCAAAGAUUUUGAAGGAGACACAGUCGGACUGGCAAAUAAGUAUGCCAUGUGUACUGGAAACUCAGGUGGAGUCAAUCAGGAUCACCAUGAUAACCCAAUAGGCCUCGCCUCCACCAUCGCUCAUGAGAUGGGACAUAAUUUCGGGUUGUCUCAUGAUGCUUUAGGUUGUAUGUGUGGUCCGUCUUACAGCAGUGAGAACUGUGUGAUGGCACCAAAGCUCAGGACAGGAAAUGAAGCAUUCCCAGAGUUAUUCAGCACCUGCAGUUUUGAGCAGCUCGCCGAAUUCAUGGAGCGAGCUCGGCCCAGCUGCUUGUCCAAACCCAGCUCUGCGAGGACCAUCACCGAGGGGCCGAGCUGCGGUAACGCCCUGGUGGACCCCGGAGAGGAGUGUGACUGCGGCACGGUGGAGGAAUGCAAGAACCCCUGCUGUGAUGCCUCAACUUGUCUCCUGACUGCAGGAUCCAAGUGUGCUCAUGGACAAUGCUGUGACAACUGCCAGUUGAAACCGGCUGGAAGUGUGUGCAGAGAGGCAGCCGGUGACUGCGACCUGCCUGAUUACUGCACCGGAGCGUCGGAGGAUUGUCCCGAGGACAGCUUUGAGAUGAACGGGAAGCCGUGCUACGACCAGGCGCAGGGCUACUGCUACAACGGACACUGUCCCACACACGAGCAGCACUGCUGGAGGCUGUUUGGAGCAGGCGCCAUAGUUGGACCAGAUGUGUGUUUCAACCUGAACAAACGGCGGGAAGAGGGUGCCAACUGUGGGAGGAGCAAACUGGGCUUCACCCCCUGCGCUCCACAGAAUCUUAAGUGUGGAUCUAUAUUUUGUGGCGGAGGGGGCGAGUCAAUCACAGGUAAAAUGGCGGCCUACAACAUGUUCAAGAUCGAGUGUAAAAUAGCCGUGGAGGACGAUAAAACCAGAAACAUCGACAUGGUGCCGCAGGGGACCAGAUGUGGAGCCGAUAAGGUUUGCCUCAACAACAGGUGUGUGGAUGUGUCGGUUUAUGGGAAAAAGGAGGACUGUGAAAAGAAAUGCAACAACAACGGGGUGUGUAAUCAUAAAGAAGAGUGCCACUGUAAUCCCGGCUGGGCGCCACCUUACUGUGACGUCCAGUUCGCAGAUUUACCUCCAGAUCAGAGCAGGAUAAUAGCUGGUGUGUGUGCAGCGCUCUCUGUGCUGCUGGUGCUCGCCGCAGUGACUGCAGGGCUGAUGUGCUGCAGGAAGGACAACAUGGACAACUACAUCUCCAAAAGGAAAGUGCACUCAGCGCCGGACAAGCUGAACCCGAUGUUCCAGGAGUCGAGCGUUAAAGAGAGACCUCAGAUCAGUCAGCCCACUUUCAUGGAGUCAACAGCAACACAAGCCUGCAGCCCUCUGAUGGUCAGCGUGAGUCCCUGCAGAGCCGCUCCGCAGCCACCAAAGAAACUCUCCUCAGGGUGUCCGACCUCACAAACUGAACCGACAAAACCUCCGUCUAAACCUUUACCUCCGCUGAGUAAACCACAGUACUCGGCAGUCAGACCGGGUCCUCCUCCUCCUGUACCUCCAGUCAAACCCAGCCCUCCUCCUCCUCCGCCCCCAGCGAAGCCACAAGUUCUCCGACUCAUUUGAAAUAGUCAUUAAAGUAUCAAGUUUUACCAAAGAGGAAGAAAUCCAGCGCGGAGUCAUAGAGCGCGAGAUCUGGGAUCAUACGUGUGAGUCACAGAGGUCACAGAGGUCACAGAGUUUGGAAAAGUUUCCUCUUUGUCUUAAAGACGGCCGAGUGACCGACUGAGAAUGUGUUUGAUGACCAGCAGCUUCACAGCAGCUGUGGAAACAAAUGAUUUUGGGGGGCAAAAUGGUGCUCACAUGGAAAUGUACUUAAUUAUUUAUUUAAUGUGUUUUUAGGGACUGUAUGAAAAUUAUUAGAGGGUGAUGCAGAGGCAAAAAGGGGGUUUGUAUUAUAACCUUUUGCUCAACAAAAGGGCGGUUUAAAGUUUUUGGAGUAGUUUGUUUUCCAUUUUUCUAAUCUCAGAUUUAUAUUUUAUGUCCUUCUCUCAGAGCUCAGUUUAGUCAGCGAUGGUGGUGAUGAGGGUUCAGUUAACCCUUUGAAACCUGGAUCAACAUCACUUUACAAGCGGUUAAACCCUUUGAAAUCUGAGCAAAUUUGUUUGAUUUCUUUGGGAAAAAAAAACAUGCGAAGAAUGUCAAACAACUGGCAAAAACAUUCGUAAAAGAUGACAAGAAAAUGACCUGAAAAAAAUAUAUAUAUAAAAAUGUUUUUAAAAAUGAUACAUUUCAAACAAAAUUCAAAAAUACAUUUCAAACAUACAUUUUACUGUUUACAUUUCUCAUAGCAAUGAGCUAAAACUCGAUAAACUCUCGUAACGGUGAGAGGAGCUGCAGAUUCAGCUGAUAGCUCUCUGUCCAUCACCAGACUCAUGUCGUACUGUACAUCAUUAUUUUUAUAAAAGUUAAGUUUUUAUUGAACAAUUUGUACCAAUUUAACACCCUUACAUUGUUUUGAAACAACAGCGGAGAGAGUUUAGUUUAGUUUUUUUGACUUCUCACUCUAAUAAUUUCCAUACAGUCCCUAAACUUCGUCCAAAGCCAGUCUGCCUUCUGAGGGUUAAUUUGUGUAAUUUUUGCACUGUACUUGAAAACCUAUGAACGGUACACACAGUAUUCAGACGACCUGUGUGAGUCACUGUGGCUCAGCUUGAAACAUUUACGUUUUCCUGUGUUUGUGUCCCGAGGGACGGUGCGUGACGGAGCCUCGAGGAACACGCAGUUGUUGUUUAGUUGUUGUUUUUUUUUACUGCACUUUUAUGUUUCUAUAGUAACAGUCGGGGUUUAUACCUUGGUGGUUAAGUUAUAAGUUAGAAGCAUAUCACUGAUUCUUUCUCAAAUAGGAAUAAAAGUAAUGAUUAUUUGUAUUAUCCACUAAUUUGCUGAUUAUUUUCACAAGUACUUUGUUAAAAAAUUAGUCUAUAAAUUUAAAAAACUGUGAAAAAUGCUCAGAGCCCAAAGUGCCUUUUUAAUCCAAACAUCAUUUCAUUUACAAUCAUAAUAAAGAAAAACAGCAAACUAUCACAGUUAAGAAGCUGGAACCAGCAAAUAUUUUACAGUUUUGCUUAAAAUGAUAAUCAAAAUAUUUGGCAAAUCAUUUUUUUGAUCAACUAAUUGUUGCAGAUCCGGACUUCAAAUCAAAUAAUAUCAGUGUUGUGAUCACAAUCGUUUUAAUCUGUCACGUUACUGAAUGUAAUAACAAUGUAAUAACAUCUGAGGCCUUUUGUCGCAGCAGCUAAAGAGCACUUUAUGAAAAACGUUUGAUCCGCAGAUUCUUCAGUUUAUCUGCUGUUUUCUCAGAUGUUUAUUGUGUGAAUUACAUAAUGAAUUAAAGUUUUUCUCGGUGAA
Molecule: messenger RNA, 4319 nt
Organism: Plectropomus leopardus (leopard coralgrouper)
Lineage: Eukaryota; Metazoa; Chordata; Actinopteri; Perciformes; Serranidae
Product: zinc metalloproteinase-disintegrin-like 2d
Biological process (GO): proteolysis; regulation of cell-cell adhesion; positive regulation of membrane protein ectodomain proteolysis
Molecular function (GO): cell adhesion molecule binding; metalloendopeptidase activity
Source: RefSeq, a predicted model, not a curated record